Molecule: messenger RNA, 195 nt
Organism: Funneliformis caledonium
Lineage: Eukaryota; Fungi; Glomeromycota; Glomeromycetes; Glomerales; Glomeraceae
Source: the annotation of a GenBank genome assembly
AUGCAUAACUAUAAAUGGGAAGAAGAAAGAGGUGAAAUUUUUGAUCAACCAACUAAGGAUAUAAUUCUUAAAGACAUUAUCAAAAGUAAAAUUGAAAGAAUUAAGGAUUUAGAAAUAAGUGUAGAGGAAUUAGAAAAUGAGAUACAAGUGGAACGAGAGAAAGUUAAGAAUAUCUUAACAGUUGAUGAAAAAUAG